Messenger RNA from Funneliformis mosseae, 162 nucleotides. The record is from the annotation of a GenBank genome assembly. NCBI's taxonomy places the organism in Eukaryota, Fungi, Glomeromycota, Glomeromycetes, Glomerales, Glomeraceae.
AUGAUAUAUUCUAACACAAAUUUUUUAGAACAACCUAUUGAGGAUCCUGAUAGUAGAGAAAAUGGGUAUAGUGAAGAUACAAAUAAAGCUUUUUGGGUAUUAACAAAUUCAGAUCCACCUGAACAACGAUAUAGAUAUUUGGAUAAUCAUGAAAAUGUUUGA